This is a messenger RNA of Phaedon cochleariae (mustard beetle), 765 nucleotides long. The record is from the annotation of a GenBank genome assembly. NCBI's taxonomy places the organism in Eukaryota, Metazoa, Arthropoda, Insecta, Coleoptera, Chrysomelidae.
AAAUGCUGGGAAAACUGAUUUACCAGUUAUUCGUAUUUGUCCAUACUCUGAAGCCACAUGUAGACAGUCCUCAUCAUGCCAAACAUAAGUAUCAUGUAAGGUACUUAUUGCUAGGUCUCUAACAACUUGAAACGUGAAAAUAGUGACACCAAAAUGAAAAUCACAAUUUCCGUACGAUUGUUUCCAACAGCAAUCGGAAUUUCACAUUUGCUGCUCCUUGGAUUAUGCAUGUAUGAAAGAAUGUGGGAAUUCGUACAGGUAGCCGAACCAGUUCUGCUUGGCGACGGUGUUGUCAUUUUGACUUCCUAUACAGCCCAAUACGUGACGGUUAUACUUCUCUUAGUAGGAAUAAUCACGAUGGAACUCCGCUUUAGUCUCCUCCUCAUCCCCCUACUCUUAGGAACCAUCCUCUGCCAAUUAGACGAUCUCCAGAAACAAAUAUCGAAGCAACAAGAAAAACAGAGGUACUGCGGCAGCUACUUAGCAACAGCACUCUCGACGGUAUGCAAGGGAAAGUACUACAAUACCAUGCACAAAAAAACAGAAUGUAAGUACUACUCAAACAACGAAAUUAGAAAAUCCGACAUGCCCAUGGACUACCCCUUCCAAGAGCGGGCAACGGCAACGUCGCUGAUGGGCAAGGGCGGUACGUACAGGCGCAACAAAAGGUACGGUCACGGCGUGUACAACGAGUGCUGCGAGAAGUCGUGCACCCACGAAGAACUCGAAGGGUACUGCGCAGAACCAUCACGACGCAGGCGCUGA